Molecule: messenger RNA, 666 nt
Organism: Rangifer tarandus platyrhynchus (Svalbard reindeer)
Lineage: Eukaryota; Metazoa; Chordata; Mammalia; Artiodactyla; Cervidae
Source: the annotation of a GenBank genome assembly
AUGUCGGACUCUGAGGAGGAGAGCCUGGAACGGCAACUGAAAAUCGUCGUGCUGGGGGACGGCACCUCCGGGAAGACCUCCUUAGUUACCUGUUUUGCUCAAGAAACUUUUGGGAAACAGUACAAACAAACUAUGGGAUUGGAUUUCUUUUUGAAAAGAAUAACAUUGCCAGGAAGCUUGAAUGUUACUCUUCAAGUCUGGGACAUAGGAGGGCAGACAAUAGGAGGCAAGAUGUUGGAUAAAUAUAUCUAUGGGGCACAGGGAGUCCUCUUGGUAUACGAUGUUACAAAUUAUCAAAGCUUUGAGAAUUUAGAAGAUUGGUAUUCUGUGGUGAAGAAAGUGAGUGAGGAGUCAGAAACUCAGCCCCUGGUUGCCUUGGUGGGCAAUAAAAUUGAUUUGGAACAUAUGAGAACAGUAAAACCUGAAAAACACUUGAAAUUUUGCCAGGAAAAUGGCUUUAGUAGCCACUUUGUCUCAGCAAAGACAGGAGACUCUGUCUUCCUGUGUUUUCAGAAAGUUGCUGCUGAAAUCCUUGGAAUCAAGUUAAACAAAGCAGAAAUAGAACAGUCACAGAGAGUGGUGAAGGCAGAUAUUGUAAACUACAACCAGGAACCCAUGUCAAGAACUGUUAACUCUACUAGAAGCUCUAUGUGUGCAGUUCAGUGA